CUUUAUCUGAUGUUCAUGGAAAUUUUAUCUUGAAUGGAAAUUUUGUUGUAAGCAUGUCAAAAAGAGAAAUCAAUAUACAAGGAGCCAUUUUUGAGUACAGUGGUUCAAACCAUACGAUAGAACGAAUUAACAGCACUGAUAGAAUCGAAGAAGAGCUAACCUUACAGGUGUUUUUUAAUUUAUACAACCCUGAUGUGCGUUAUUCAUUCAAUAUCCCAAUAGAAGACAGAAAUGAUCUUUUUACGUGGGAUCCUUAUGGACCCUGGCAAGACUGCAGCAGGAUGUGCCAAGGUAUUCGAAGAAGAAGAAUGACAUGCGUACGUAAAAGUGAUCAUGUGGUAGUGUCUGAUCAAAGAUGUGAACUUAUACCCACUGUACCAGAUGUCUUUGAGGAGUGUAAUACAGAGUGUGAAUUAAGGUGGCACAAUGUUGGCAAAAGUGACUGCACAUCAAAGUGUGGCCCGGGGUAUCGGUCUAUAGAGAUCCACUGCAUGAAGUACUCUAUUUCAAAAGGACUCAGUGCCCCGGUGGAUGAUAAGUACUGUGCUGAUCAGCAGAAACCGCCAACCAGAGAGCCCUGCCAUGGUGACUGUACGUUAACAAGUUGGCACUACACAGAAUGGUCAGAGUGUUCCAGGAGCUGUGAAAGAGGUGUCAGAACCAGAGAAGCUUUUUGUAUGAACAAUUUGGGUCGUCAUCUUCCUGACAGAGAAUGCCAGGAACUUUCAAGAGUUGUAACACAGAGCUGCAAUGAAUUCUUAUGUCCAAGCUGGUCUGUUAGUGAGUGGAGCGAGUGUCCUGUGACAUGUGGCAAAGGAAUGAAGCAUCGUCAAGUGUGGUGCCAACUUAAUGAUGAACAACUGAGAGAUGAUUUCUGUAAUCCAAAUGAUAGACCAGAAUCAAUAACACUGUGUGAACUUCAUGAAUGUGCAUCUUGGCAAGUAGGGCCUUGGGGAUCAUGUGCAGUAACGUGUGGACGUGGAUACCAAAUGCGUGCAGUCAAAUGUGUUACUGGGACUUACAGAGUUAUUUUGGACGAUGACAGGGAAUGUAAUGCUGCUACUCGUCCUAGAGAUAACCAAGAAUGUGAAUUGCCCUCUUGUCCAGAAAAUACAAAACUGUGGACUACGUCGCUUCCUCUAGUUCAUGUGGGGAAGGUGACCCAAUGGAGAUAUGGAUCAUGGACCCCAUGCUCUGCAUCUUGUGGGAAGGGUGAUCGUGCUCGCUAUGUGAGUUGUAGAGAUGCUCAUGGAGGAAUAGCAGAUGAAUCUUUCUGUGCUCAUUUACCACGACCAGCUGAAAUUUCAAGCUGCUUUAGCCCAUGUGGAGAGUGGCAAGUUGGAAAUUGGUCCCCUUGCACAGUUACAUGUGAUAGUGGAAUAGUAACAAGGCAAGUUAUCUGUGUCAACUAUCACCAACAAAUCAACGAGAAUUACUGUGAUCCUGAAGGCCGACCUUCCAAAGAACAAGAAUGUAACAUGCCACCAUGUCCACCAUUUUAUCAUCAUAUUCCGAAAAUACAUGACAAUCCAAGCCAUUUUCCAGAAAUGGGUUACCUUCCAGUACACCAUCCACAAGACAAUAUAAACCAGUGGAACCAUCCCUCUGUGGGAGGAUAUCAGUGGAGAACUGGACCCUGGGGAGCAUGCUCUAGUACUUGUGCAGGUGGAUUUCACCGUCGAGUUGUAGUAUGUCAAGAUGAGGAAGGAAGAAGUGCUAGUUAUUGUGAUGAGGCAACAAAACCUCCAGAGUCAAGACACUGUGAUUCUGGACCCUGCCCACGAUGGAACUAUGGGAACUGGGGAGAAUGUACUCAAACUUGUGGAGAUGGAAUAAAGACAAGACUGGUGAUUUGUCAGCUUCCUACUGGCCAAAUGUUGGGUGAUCAAAACUGUGAAAUUCUAGACAAGCCACCUAAUAUGGCACAAUGUAAUGUGCAUUCUUGCCCUGGUGAUGUUUCAUGGCAUCGGGGACCAUGGAAAUCGUGUUCUGUUUCCUGUGGAAAAGGUUUGAAGUUUCGUGAUGUGCAUUGUUUUAAUAGCUUGCAAGCUAAAAUAGAAGAAGGAAACUGCAGACAUUUGAAAAAACCACGGACAUACAAAAUAUGUAGAGCUGGAAGAUGUCCUGCUUGGAAGGCCAGCAGAUGGAGAGAGUGCUCUGUGUCCUGUGGAGUGGGGAUUCAGCAAAGGGAUAUCUACUGUCAGCUGAAGGGCCUGGGUCAAGUCAGCGAAGCAACGUGUAACCGUGAUACCCGGCCCGCUAGCAAGAGGCAUUGCUGGCUGCCUGCCUGUGUGCAGUACCGGUGGUUGGCAGAUGAAUGGGAGGAUUGCUCGGCAUCAUAUAGAAGAAAGGAAAUAUACCGGAAGGUUAAGUGUGUGGAUGAAAACCAGCUCCAAGUGGAUGAAAGCUUCUGUAAUCCUGCCACAAAGCCUCCAUCAACCAAAAACUGCAGGACAGCUCCCUCUAAAUACGUUGUGCUUACAGGAGAACUGUCACAGUGCUCAGCAAGCUGUGGAUUUGGUUACCGGCAGAAGAUCACAUACUGCGUUGGAAUCCACUCUGUUCAAAAUCAGCAUGCCCAUGGCCUUCGAGCUGUAGCGUACCGAGAAUGCCCGGUGGAGCCAUCCCCAUACAUUUAUAAAUGUAAUAUCAAAGGAUGUUCACAAGCAGCUACCUGGAGAGCAGGAAAGUGGACCAAGUGCUCAGUGUCUUGCGGAGUGGGGGUAAAGGAGAGAACCGUAAAAUGUACAACUGAAAAUGGCUUAUCCAGUGACUUGUGCCUGCCACGUUUAAAACCAGAGGCCAGAAAGAUUUGCCAUGAAGAAGAAUGUGAAAUUUUUACCACCUGCAAAGAUAUCCAGGUCAAAAAAGGGAUUAGAAAGGAUGGUGAAUACCUACUUAACAUUAAGGGAAGGAUGAUAAAGAUUUAUUGCUCAGGCAUGCACUUAGAGAAUCCCAAAGAAUAUUUGACAUUGGUAAAAGGUGAAGCAGACAACUUUUCUGAAGUAUAUGGAUUCAGGUUGCAGAAUCCAUAUGAAUGUCCUUUCAAUGGAAGCAGAAGGCAAGACUGUGCCUGUCGAAAUGAUUACCUUGCAGCUGGCUUCACGGUUUUUAGCAAAAUAAGAUUUGAUGUAGCCUCCAUGCAAGUUAAAACCACAGAUUUUCUUUUUGCUCAGACUAUACUUGGGAGAGCAGUUCCGUUUGCUACAGCUGGAGAUUGCUACAGUGCUGCCAGAUGUCCACAGGGACAGUUCAGCAUUAAUUUGGCUGGUACAGGUCUGAGAAUAUCCAGUACAGUUAGGUGGCUUGCUCAGGGCAACUAUGCAGCUGCUGACAUACAGAAAUCCCACGAUGGUACUAAAAUAUAUGGAAGAUGUGGAGGAUUCUGCGGAAAAUGUAUUCCUAACACAAUUAUUGGUCUCCAACUUCAAAUGCA
Fulmarus glacialis (Northern fulmar) is the source of this 3436-nucleotide messenger RNA. RefSeq names its product ADAM metallopeptidase with thrombospondin type 1 motif, 20 (gene ADAMTS20). The record is from RefSeq and is a predicted model, not a curated record. The annotation marks the transcript as partial. Gene Ontology annotation, biological process: extracellular matrix organization. Gene Ontology annotation, molecular function: zinc ion binding; metalloendopeptidase activity. Lineage: Eukaryota; Metazoa; Chordata; Aves; Procellariiformes; Procellariidae. Gene Ontology annotation, cellular component: extracellular matrix. The transcript has 23 exons.